AUGGUUGCAUUUUCCUGUCGGAAAUAUGCUUCAAGCUCCACUCCUGCUUUUGUUGCAAAUAGUUCAUACACUGUAACCAGCUUUACUCUUGUGCUUGAGUUUAAGAAGGGCAGGCUGCAAAACUUGUAUUGGAAAAGGGAUGGAUUGUGCAAUCAAAACUUCUACUGCAAGAACAAUGGAGGCAAGGUGGAUUUCAGUCUUGGGAUACAAUUGGCAUUAUCUGUUACAGAUAAGCACGUUUCAGCGCUCAACUCAUGGUAUGAAGUGUCAAACCUACAUCACUACUCGCUUUAUGGCCUUUAUUCAAAUCUCAAGGAUUCUCUCACUACCCAGAAUAGCAAGUAG
Molecule: messenger RNA, 345 nt
Organism: Corylus avellana
Lineage: Eukaryota; Viridiplantae; Streptophyta; Magnoliopsida; Fagales; Betulaceae
Source: RefSeq, a predicted model, not a curated record